CUAGCACUUCACUAAUAUUUAAUAUAUAAAUAAUCCACUUCCAACCUCUUUUUCUUUAUUUGAAGGUUAUCAGUCUAAAUCAUUUCAGUGUCAAGUUUGACAUUUUUAAAAUAAUAUGUAUUUAAAAACUUCAAUAAUGUACACAGAAAUGCAAUCUAUUUUACUCUCUUACCUCAACUGUAUUUAGAAGAUCUUACCACUUUUAGCAACAGUUUUGAAAAAUUUGAAAAAGUCAAAACAUUACACAAAAGUUUCUCAGCACAACAAUUAAUUCUACCUUACUUUAAAUUUUACGUUAUUAAACACAUAUCGUUUAAAACAAUCAUGAAAAGCAACAGCUUUUUUUUAUUAUUAGAAUUGAAUAAUGCAGCAACAUAAAAAUAUUAAUUUAAGAAAAAAAUAAAAAUAAAAAUUACAAAAGAAUUUGCGUUAAAUGGUCAAAAGAAUAUGUGAUGCAUUGUUAAUUGCAGUUGAAUAUUCGCGCACAAAUAUUUUAUAUAUACAUAUAUAAUUUCAACGAUCCUAUGUCCGUCGCGGAACAAUUUUCGGCAAUUAAAUAAACAAACUGAAGAUUUCAAAAUGUCCAGUGCAAACUACGAAUUCGAUAUUAAAUAUGGUAUAUUAAAUUCAAGAACCCCAAGGCAUUCGCUAAUUUCAGCCCGAUACAAGCAAAGUUUUGCCUACUUCGUCUUGCGCUACAGACUUCCACAUAAUUUAGCAGAAAUAAUCCUUAAUUUGUCAGAGAAUUUGGAUAUUUUAGUGUCACAAAAUGGCGAGGAAUCUCGAGGGGACUUUGCAAAGGUAAUUUAUAGAAUAAAUCAAUUAAAAUACCGAUUGGAGCAUGAUGGACCCUUUCAUCAAUUUUCUGGAGCUGAGCCAGAUAAAGAAUUUUGGAACAACUUCCUGUUAAAUCUUGAGGAAGGGCAAAAUACUUUCUUCAGUACAUGCUUUCUUUAUGCCGAAUGUUAUGUUUUUCGCCGUUUGAUAUGCUAUUUAGAAAACACAAAAACUUUAAAAGCAUUCGACUACUACGUUGUGAAAAAACAUAAAUCCCUAAUAGCAUUUUUAUCGACAAUAGAAAUUAUACUGUUUGGAAUACGUACCGUGCAGACUUCUGAUGAUGUAUUACGGUUCCUUUUAAGGCUUAAUCUUUGGGGUAAUCAAUGCGAUAUAUCUGCUGACACAGAAAAAUACAACGUAAAACGCAAAGGACCAUUUGAGCACUUACGAGCUUAUGAGAAGAAUAUAAUAAUUGAUAGUACAACUUCGGUUAUCAAUUCUUUUAAAUCGGCGGAUCACACUAAGCCCGUACAAGUAGAUUUCAUUUGCGACAACGCUGGUUACGAGUUGGUUGUAGACUUCAUACUGGCUCAUUAUUUGCUGGAAUCGAAACUGGUAGACAAAGUCCGUUUUCACAUGAAAGCAGUUCCUUGGUUUGUAACGGAUGCAACAAUCACAGAUUUCCUUUGGACUCUUCAACAAUUAAAAAAACAGGCUGGGCGUUGCACACAAGAAUACGCCAGAAUAUGGCUCCAAAACUUGAAUGAAGGUAAAUUUGAAGUUGCAGAGGCUGAUUAUUUUUGGACAAGUCCAUAUGAAUUUUACAGAAUGCGCGAUGUACGUCCAGAUUUAUAUGAAAAACUUACUCAUGCUCAUAUGAUCAUUAUUAAAGGUGACUGUAACUACAGAAAACUAAUAGGGGAUUUUCGUUGGGAUGCCUCGGAGCCGUUCAUAACUUGUAUUAGGGGUUUUCAGCCAGCUAAUAUAUGUAGUUUACGAAUUGUAAAAACUGAAAUUAUUUGUGGCAUGAGUCCAGGAAAAAAUGAAGACUUGGCAAAAAAGAACAAAGAUUGGAUGCUGAGUGGUGAAUAUGGCACCAUACAGUUUAUAGAAAAAAACUACUGUGGUUGCCCAAAUACCACACCAGACUCUCUAGAACACAGUACGCUUGGGCAACAAUAUAUGUAAUCGUGUUUUUCAAGAUGUGUUUGAUCUCAGGUGACCCAUAUUUGCUUAGAAAUCAAGGAAACCCAAAUUGUAGCAAUGUAUAAAUAAAUUCUACUCCAUAACCACCCCUACGUAAUUUGAAUUUUUUAACCUUUCGUAAGAUGGUAAAAGUAGGAAGAGUAGUAUCAAUACUAGGAUUUCUAUAUCAAUACAUACAACAAAACAUAUAACACUGCUAAAAAAAAAACAAUUUUCUAAUUCUUGA
Messenger RNA from Bactrocera neohumeralis, 2212 nucleotides. RefSeq names its product damage-control phosphatase ARMT1-like. Bases 580 to 1968 code for a protein of 462 amino acids. NCBI's taxonomy places the organism in Eukaryota, Metazoa, Arthropoda, Insecta, Diptera, Tephritidae. Gene Ontology annotation, cellular component: cytoplasm; nucleus. The record is from RefSeq and is a predicted model, not a curated record. The transcript is spliced from 7 exons. Gene Ontology annotation, biological process: DNA damage response. Gene Ontology annotation, molecular function: phosphatase activity.